CAUUUAUCUAAUCGGUUCCUCGCAACAAGGUCGAGCCGGAGGAGUGUGAGACUUGACACUUGUCGGUGGCGAUGAGUUUCGCCUCAUGUCAGAAACGUGGCUCGGCGUCCGACGUGCCGUGAAUUUCAGGCGGUUUCCUCGUAUCUGUGCCAUAUCUAAAUGUUGUCGCGGAGUCCACCAGCCGUUUCACUGUUACUGAGUUGUUGGGGGUUUUUUUUGCGUUGUUAGGAGCUCAGCCAGCUGCGGCGGAGGAGGCUAGCUGAGCUCGGUUACCUGCUAAGGAUGAGCUCCGCACCGAAUCACCGUGACGCUACAGAGACAGCAGGGCAGCCCAGAAAACACGUCUCCGUCGCCGGACACGUCCAGCAGGUCUUCAGCCAUGUGAAAAUAGAAAACCUGGUGGCGGGACUGAGCGGUGGUGUGGUGUCCACUCUGGUGCUUCACCCUCUGGACCUGGUGAAGACCAGGUUUGCAGUGAGUGACGGACUGGAGUUGAGGCCCAAGUACAGCGGUAUUCUUCACUGUAUGAAGAGUGUGUGGCAUCAGGAGGGAGUGAGGGGUCUGUACCAAGGGGUGACCCCCAACAUCUGGGGCGCGGGCUUGUCCUGGGGCCUCUACUUCUUCUUCUACAAUGCAAUCAAAGGCUACACUAAGGAAGGCCGUCAGGCUGAACUGAGCCCAGCAGAGCACCUGGUUUCAGCGGCUGAAGCAGGCAUCCUCACUCUCACCAUAACCAACCCGAUCUGGGUCACCAAGACCCGACUGGUUCUGCAGUACAGCGCCGACCCCACCAGUAAGCAGUAUAAGGGGAUGGUGGACGCCCUGGUUAAGAUCUACCGCCACGAGGGCCUGCCAGGACUUUACAAAGGUUACGUUCCGGGCCUGUUCGGUACGUCUCACGGAGCCCUGCAGUUCAUGGCCUACGAAGAGCUCAAGAGAGACUACAACAAAUACAAGAAGGUGCCUUCAGAUGCAAAGUUGGAUGCUCUGGAAUACGUCACAAUGGCAGCGCUGUCCAAAAUAUUCGCCGUCGCCACGACGUACCCGUAUCAGGUGGUGAGAGCUCGGCUCCAAGACCAGCACAACAGAUACGGCGGGGUCGUGGACGUCAUCGGACGGACGUGGAGAAACGAAGGAGCUUCGGGCUUCUACAAAGGCGUCGUCCCAAAUUUGAUCCGCGUCACGCCGGCCUGCUGCAUCACUUUUGUGGUUUAUGAGAACGUGUCCCGCUUCCUUCUGGGGACAAAAUGAGAGAGACAGAGAGGACCCGGCAUGGACAGCCACACGGGGCGUCAAGCUCCGGCUGAAACGUUGGAGACAAAGAGGGGAGCGUGUUUUCCCCCCAGAGGCUUUCCUUAAGUACGUGGAGAUGCGUAGAAGUGAGAGGAAAAAUAGUCAAAGCUUCAAAUCAACUAACUCAUUUUCGGUCAAACAUAUUGGAGGCGGAUUGGGGCCACUGAAGUAAAAGAAUUCUGACUUUAAUCUCAGAACUUUGGCUUUUUUUUUUUCUUAGAAUUUUGGAAAAUAAUUUCUCGUAAUUUAGAAUUUUUUUUUUUCUCCCAGAAUUGUGACUUUUUUUUCCUCAAAAUUCUGACUUUUGAACUUAGAAGAUUAAAGUCGGAAUUCUGAGAGGAAAAAUUCAAUCUGAAUUGUGAGAUUAAAGUCAAAACUCUGACUUUUGAACUCAGACGAUUAAAGCCGGAAUUCUAAAGAAAAGUCAGAUUUUUCAGAGAAAAGUCAAAAAUCCUGAGAUUUAAUCCUGAAUUCUGAGUCACUUUUUUUUUCAGUGGCCUCAAUCCUCUUCUGUGAAAACAUGACGGGAAUACGUGUCCGAUUUAAGCGCACAGUUAGUUCGUGGGGAUGUGUUGCUUCAGUUUGUCCCUUUGGAAAUGAUAUAAAUGUGAUACGGUAACUAUUAUUUUCAAACAAGAGGGGCAUAGUGUAACGAUGUGUGGUGAAUUCAGCAUUCUACCACAGAGGGAGUUUUGUUUAUGUUUUCUGGCAACAGAAGGACGAAAAACAAAAGUGUAUUUUUAAAGCUUGAUCAUCAGCAUCAAGAUCUCAGGUCUCCAGUUUUACCUUUAUUAUCAAUUAUCCAUGCAUGAACUGCAGCAUUGAUGAUGCUUCUUCCAUAACGUAAUUUUUUCCUCAUUACACAAACUUAAGUGUGUUGUUUUAUGGCAUUUUGUUAUGAAAUGUGAAGUGCUUUAUUAGUGUGUGAACACAAUAAAUGUUUUAUUUUUGACCUAUUUUA
This is a messenger RNA of Xiphophorus hellerii (green swordtail), 2254 nucleotides long. Its product is annotated as mitochondrial folate transporter/carrier. Gene Ontology annotation, biological process: nucleotide transport; transmembrane transport. Bases 283 to 1251 code for a protein of 322 amino acids. The record is from RefSeq and is a predicted model, not a curated record. The transcript has 7 exons. Lineage: Eukaryota; Metazoa; Chordata; Actinopteri; Cyprinodontiformes; Poeciliidae.